Messenger RNA from Sceloporus undulatus (fence lizard), 2594 nucleotides. RefSeq names its product dehydrogenase/reductase SDR family member 13-like. The record is from RefSeq and is a predicted model, not a curated record. Bases 170 to 841 code for a protein of 223 amino acids. NCBI's taxonomy places the organism in Eukaryota, Metazoa, Chordata, Lepidosauria, Squamata, Phrynosomatidae. The transcript is spliced from 6 exons.
GGGAAAGACUGUUGUCCUCACUGGAGGAAACACCGGGAUCGGGAAGGCCACUGCACUGGAUCUGGCCCAGAAGGGAGCCCGCGUCAUCCUGGCCUGCCGCAGCCAGGAGUGAGGAGAAGCCGCCAUCCAGGACAUCCAGAGGGAAAGCGGGAACAAGGAGGUUGUCUUCAUGAGCCUGGACUUGGCCAGCCUGAGUUCAGUCCGCGCUUUUGCCGAGGCUUUCUUGCGAUCGGAGCCUCGCCUCGACAUCCUCAUCAACAACGCAGCUCUCAUCAAAGACGGCGCAAGCGAGGACGGCUUCAAUGUGGUCUUCCAGGUGAACCACUUGGCUCACUUUCUCCUGACCCAUCUCCUCUUGGAUCGGCUGAAGCAAUGCGCUCCCAGUCGCGUGGUGGUGGUUUCUUCUGAUUCCCAUCGCUCCGGGAGGAUUGACUUCCAAAGCGUCCACUUGCCAGUCGAGGGGUACUUGGACGCGUUCAAAUCCUACUGCAACAGCAAACUGGCCAACAUCUUUCACAUCCAAGAGUUGGCCAACAGACUGGAAGGGACCGACGUCACCAGUUACGCCGUUCAUCCAGGGGCUGUUCAUACAGAGGCCCUUCGCUACUCUUCUCCGUACCUGAGACCCUUCAUUCGGGGAUUCACCUGGCUGUUAUUCAAAAACCCAGAAAAUGGGGCCCAGACCUCCAUCUACUGUGCCACUCAGGAAGGCAUUGAGAAGCUCAGCGGGUGCUAUUUCGAGGACUGCCGGCAAAAGGACCCCAAACUCAACGCACGGGAUCCGAUGCUGGCCAAGAAGCUGUGGGAGUUCAGUGAGAAGUUAUUGGGACUCGCUUCUUAGCUCCAUCUUCAGCCAAACGUCAAGAAAGGACUCUUGGAAGUGGAGCUUUGCAUCAAUGCUUGUCCUUGUUGUCUGGACUAUAUGGCUUUCUCUCUACGCUCUCUUGGCCAAAGUGACUGCAAAGGGAUCACUUCCUUUCUCCUCCUCUUCUCUACUAAAGGUUUUAGGAGCUCCCAUACUUGUGUCAUCCAAGUGUUUUGGACUUCAGCUCCCAGAAACCCCAGCCAGAUUGUUCAACAGUCAGGAAUUAUGGGAGCUGAAGUCCAAAAGAUCUGGAGGACCAAAGUUUGGGAAUGACCACUGACUCUUCGUUCUCCUCCUCCUCCUUCCUGUCCUUGUCUAAAAUGGAUGCAACCAUAAGGCUCUGCCUCAAAGGAUGAUUGUCUUCUUAUCUUCACACAUAGAAUAGAAACAUAGGAAUGAGAGUUAUGGCAUAGAUUUAUUUUAGCUGGUUGCCUGCUUUCCCAAAUGUCCUAGAUUGAUUUUUAACAUGCAAAACGGAUGCUUUCCUAAAUGCUCAAUGGAUUCUUACUUCCACAAUAAAGUAAGUCUCAUUUUCUUGGUCUUACUCCUGUAUCUUAUUUAUUACCCUAAGAUCAUAUACAUGGCUUUUUUGAAUACAUGCCACUACUCUGCUUAAUAUUGAAUAUCUUUACAUUUUGGUAAUAAAAUUGUGUGUGAUUCUUGGUCUCUUUCUUUCGUUCCAGACAUUUCUGUGGAGUUUAGGAUUAAAGAAAGCCUCUUCUUUGCAGCGAUUAUAUACUUUGAACCAGGAACAGAGACAGAAAUAGAAGGGACAAGAAAGUUGAAGGGAGGCUAGCGCUCUGUUCUUUAGGCGCAUAAGGAAACAUCGUAUGGGAGGCCAGAGCAUGAUUUCCCUCCAGAGUCCAGACUGUGUUGGAAUGGCUUUCCAGGGCCUUAGGCAAAGAAGAGGACUUCCAUCAAUUGCUGCUUGGUCUUGUUUUGAUUGGAAAUGCAAAAGGCUGAAUAUCUUCUGCACAGUAGCAACGCCAAAGCCGUCAAACUGCCUGCCCAUAUUUCUCUUUUGCAGACAUGGGCUUUUUUGGGGUGUAACCUGGGUGCGCUGAGCUUGCUUAGUUAGGUCUCAGAGCUACAGUGUACAGAAAGGCUGGCGCAAGUCAGCAUUUGAAGCCCUUGAGCGCAGCCCCUCAUAAUGCAAUGUCACUGGGAAAGGAAGCAUGUAGUUGGUUGUAUCCAAAAGGAGAGUUUGGGCAGCCUUUGAAUGUGCUUAAACAGCUUUUCAGUAUCCUAGGAUCCUCUGCAUUCCUGCAUGUCAGAAGCAAGUUGGACUGGAUGGCCCCUGGGGGUCCCGUCCAGGUCUAGCAUUCUCUGACCCUAUGACUUCCCGCAUGGCAGAAGAGACUCUUUCUCCUCCUCCUCUUCUUCCUCCCUUCUGCUUCUGGGUGUGAUCCUUCUGUCUUGCAGACCGCCCUUUGGUCCGCUGAAGGAGGAAGAGAAGGCGCAAAGGGAUCUUCUUCGCUUAGGAAGGCUGGCCCCUCCGCAGGGCAAGGAGGGCACAAUGGAGGUGCUUCUGGCGGGUCUGGCAGGGUUUCUAGGGCUCUGCGUCCUGUUCCACCUGUUCAUGAUCCGAGGAAGGACCUGCAGGAACGAGACCAGCCUCCGGGGAAAGACUGUUGUCCUCACUGGAGGAAACACCGGGAUCGGGAAGGCCACUGCACUGGAUCUGGCCCAGAAGGGAGCCCGCGUCAUCCUGGCCUGCCGCAGCCAGGAG